AUGGCUCCUACACCACGAACAUCCGAACGUCAGCAACAGAAGACACAUAAUACCGUUAACGUUACACAUGCAGAACAGGCGACUGCGGAGGAGCACAUAAUAACUCCGGUUACAGAUGAUCAUAAAGCGUCUACUUCAACCUCUGCUUUGCACUAUUCUGCGUGCCGUGGCGAUGACCAACCCGUCAGCUCUGAAAAGGCUGCAAAAACACCCAGUAAGAGGAAACUACCUAAACGCUUGCAAGGCAACAAAAAAGCGGCUUCAUCACAAGCGCUUUUGGGGUCUCGACAGUGCCCGCGUCGAAAAGAUACACGCAAUGCAGCCGACGCCGCUGUAACUUCUGUUGCAAGGGCGUCGGAAAGUUCCGCGCAAAAGCGCACUAGGCCGCAACGCGAUGCAAUUUCAACUUCCGCUGCUAGAGCUGUAGAAGGACCUACUGAAAGGCUUGAAAGGUUGCAGACUGUUAACCAGCGCCGCCAUGCACAACGAGGGCACUGUGGCCCAUCAAAGCAGUUUUGGUUUAAGCUGGUGUUCAACUAUGAGCCAAUUUUGAGACUUUCCUGUCGCAAAGACCUCCAAAUAGGAUCCAGUUCAGACUCCAGACAUUUCCUCGCAAAAAUCAGACUGUACAAUUGUGCCUUCCAGAUGACCACUUGUAUUGUAAUUGAUGCUGACAAACGGCCUCAGGGGGAGCACGAACGUCGUUACAAUGCUCCCGCAAGUAACGAAGUUUCCUUCAUUGUCAGCGGUGAUCAGCACAACAGACGUGACAAUGUUAUCGAAUCGCGCGGCAGUGGGCUCUGA
Acanthosepion pharaonis is the source of this 804-nucleotide messenger RNA. The record is from the annotation of a GenBank genome assembly. NCBI's taxonomy places the organism in Eukaryota, Metazoa, Mollusca, Cephalopoda, Sepiida, Sepiidae.